Molecule: messenger RNA, 4692 nt
Organism: Rattus rattus (black rat)
Lineage: Eukaryota; Metazoa; Chordata; Mammalia; Rodentia; Muridae
Gene: Als2cl
Product: ALS2 C-terminal like
Exons: 25
Coding region: 27-2885 (952 amino acids)
Source: RefSeq, a predicted model, not a curated record
CCGAGUGAGCGUCUCACACCCUGGCUAUGUGUAGCUCUGAGGAGACAGACCUGCUUCGGCUGGAGGAGGUCUUCUCAACCACUCUUGCUCGAACCAUCAGCCUCAUCCUGCAGCCUCUGCUCUUAGCUGACCCGGAACCCUCAGAUCCCUGUGGCAAAGAGUGCCUUCGGCUUCUGCAGCAGCUGCAUGAGAGUGCCCAGCGGUUGUGGGAGGUGACAGAGCAGAGCCUGCUUUCUCUGAGGCAGAGGCUAUACCACCCACCUUCCAUGGGUCUGGAGGCCGUCCUGUUACUGAACAAUGCUGACUAUGUCCUACAGGCCCACAUGGAGUACAUCAACUCCUAUACUGACUGCCUGGUGGUGCAAGCCUUUCAGAAGGUCUCCAAGAAAAGGAGUGAGUUCUGGAGAAGUCAGCGCAAGGCCCUGCGGCAGCUGCUGUCCUCCGGGAGCUCUGAGGGCUCCGUGGGCACCACGCUGUGCCAGGCCCUCCGCCAGCCACUCGCCCACCACGUGCAGAAAUACGUGCUCCUCCUUCUGAGCCUCAGGGACACCCUUGACGAGCACCACCCAGCCCAGCAGCUGGUGAUGCAUGCAGUUACCCUGUUUGGAAACCUGCAGUCCUUCAUGCAACAGGCCUUGGACCAAGCCAUGGCCACACAGGCCCUGUGGCACAGCCUUAGCAGCCGGCUGAGGGAUGUGCUCUGUACCCCGACUCACCGCCUCUUACAGGACAGCCAGGACAUCCCUGUGGUGGUCACCCCACUGCGGGCUGAGCGCGUGCUGCUCUUUGAUGAUACCCUUGUCCUGCUGCAGGGCCACAAUGUCCACACUUUCGACCUGAAGUUGGUGUGGGUGGACCCCAGCCAAGACAAGUGUGUGCUCCACAUCCUCACUCCUGAAGACGAGUUCUCCUUUUGCACCAGAGACCCCCAAGGCCAGGUUGUCUGGCAGUGGAAGGUGACCCAGGCUGUGUGCCAGGCCCUAUGUGGCAAGAAGGACUUCCCUGUGCUGGGAUCAGGCCGGGAGCCAUCUGUACCUCCCGAAUGUCGCUGCCUGGCCUAUACUUUCCGCCGUGAGGGCAGGCUCUACCAGGCUACCUAUGAAGGCGAGUGGAGUCGAGCCAAGCCCCACGGCAAGGGAACCCUGAAGUGGCCAGAUGGGCGGAACCACGUGGGGGAUUUCUACCAGGGCCUGGAGCAUGGCUUUGGCAUCUGCCUGGUGCCCCAGGCCUCUGAGGACAAGUUUGACUGUUACAAGUGUCACUGGCGGGAAGGCAGGAUGUGUGAGUACGGCAUCUGUGAGUAUGGCACUGACGAGGUGUACAAGGGCUAUUUUCAGGCUGGUGUGCGGCAUGGAUUUGGCGUCCUCGACAGCGCCCCGCAGGCUCCCCAGCCCUUCAGGUACACGGGCCACUGGGAGAGAGGCCAGAGGAGCGGCUACGGCAUCGAGGAGGACAGGGACAGGGGUGAGCGCUACAUUGGCAUGUGGCAGGCUGACCAGCGUCAUGGCCCCGGGAUCGUGGUCACCCAGGCAGGCGUCUGCUAUCAGGGCACAUUCCAAGGAGACAAGAUGGCUGGCCCAGGUAUCCUGCUGUGUGAGGAUGAUUCUCUGUAUGAAGGUACUUUCACCAGGGAGCUGACGCUCUUAGGAAAGGGCAAGGUCACCUUCCCCAAUGGCUUCACCUUGGAGGGUUCUUUCUGCAGUGGGACAGAUAAAGGACUGUACACACAGGGAGUGCUGGACACAACUGCCCUCCCGCCCAACCCAAGCAGUACACGCAAGAGACAGCUGGGACUGGGUGCCUUCCCUGUGGAGAGCCGCUGGCAGGGAGUCUACAGCCCCUUCCGGGACUUCCUGCGUUUAGGCUGUCCUGGGGAACUGCAGGAAGCCCUCCUGGGCUUCCACGUGCAGAGCUCCAGGGAGCUACGCAAGUCCCAGGAGUACCUGUGUUGUGAGAGGAGCCACCCCAAGGACUGUGUGGGCAGCAUGGAAGAUAUCCUGAAGGAGCUGCUGCAGCACCGAAAGCCCAAGGCCCUGCAGCAGUACCUCAGGAAGGCUCUGAGCAAUUCCCGACACCCCCUGGGGAAGUUACUCCAAACCCUGAUGCUGACCUUCCAGGCCACGUAUUCGGGCAUAGGGGCCAACAAACACCUGCAGGCGAUGGCCCAGGAGGAGGUGAAGCAACACGCCCGGGAGCUUUGGGCUGCCUACAGGGGUCUGCUGAAGGUCGCCUUGCUGCGCCAGGGCCAGACCCUGGAAGAGGAGAGCAUGGAGACAAGGGACCUGCAGGUGCACGGGUUGCUGUUGCCCCUCCUCCUACCCAGCUUCUACUCGGAGCUCUUCACGCUGUAUCUGCUUCUCCACGAGAGAGAGGACGGGCUGUACAGCCGGGGCAUCGCCAACCUCAGCCUGUUCCCCGACACCAAGCUCCUGGAGUUCCUGGAUGUGCAGAAGCAUCUGUGGCCCCUCAAGGACCUCAGGCUAACAAGCAAUCAGAGAUACUCUCUAGUCCGGGACAAGUGUUUCCUGUCGGCCACUGAGUGUCUGCAGAAGAUCAUCACCACAGUGGACCCUCGGGAGAAGCUGGAGGUGCUUGAGAAGACCUAUGGGGAAAUUGAGGCCACCGUGUCACGGGUGCUAGGCCGGGAAUACAAACUACCCAUGGAUGACCUGUUGCCACUGCUUAUCUACGUGGUGUCCCGAGCUCGAAUUCAGCAUCUGGGAGCUGAGAUCCACCUGAUCCGAGACAUGAUGGACCCCAUCCACACAGGUGGCCUCCAUGACUUCCUGCUCACAGCUUUAGAGUCCUGUUAUGAGCACAUCCAGAAGGAAGACAUGAGGCUGCACCGCCUGCCUGGCCACUGGGACGCUAGAGAACUCUGGUGACACGGCCACUGUGGACCAAGUGCAGUGCUAGGGGCCACAUGCCCGCCGUGGACUUUUGUGAAACAAGUGCUGAACACCUGCUCCUGAACACCUGCUCCUGAACACCUGCUCCUGAACACCUGCUCCUGAACACCUGCUCCUGAACACCUGCUCCCCAGUGCCUUGAUGGAGGCAGGCUGUUCUCAAAGGAGAUGGUGUUCUGCUUCCUACGGGGACACACCUAGCUGCCUCAGUGUGACCCCAGAGUUCAUGGCUCUCCUUUGGCCUCUGGUCCUCUGGUAACCCUUUCCCCAGACUUAGCAUCAUCUCGGGUGAGGAGCCCUGGUUCCACUUGGCCUCAGCCCUUACUCUGCAGUCAUCACUCUCAGGGCUACGUGAUGGUCUCCACCGCUCUUCCAGUCCAAUUCACGGCAGCCCUUCCCCGAGAUCUGGCUUCGUUCAGCUCUUUGGACUGAAAUGGUCCCAAGCUGCAGAAGGCUCUGUUUGCUCAGUUCUCUUUCCCGAAAGGGAACCUGUUUCCUCCUCCUUGGCUGGGAUUCAGGCUUAAGCUGGUCUCUCAGUAGGGCCUGUGGCAGAAACACCUCAGGUCCAUGCCAAGCUGCCCCAGUUGUCUCAGGCAGGCUUUGCAAAGGCAAGGGGCGUAAACACCAGCAGCCAUUCACCUGGCCUAGCUUGCCAGCAGACAUACCUGAAACACUUUCUGACCUCUCUGUGGGAGAGACAGCCAGCAUAUCCAGAGCUUGCUACCACCCUGACUGACAAACAUCUCUGGGUGGGGACCGUGAGUAAGUCUGGUCCCAGUCCUGAGCUCUGGGUCACUGUUCCUGGGUAAUGCCUCCCACCAAUUCAGCCUGUGUGGGAAGGACUGAAAGAUGCUGAGAAAGGUACACACUUAAUAAGGCUGUGACAGGCCUGUGGGAGCCUCAGGGAGGGGCACCUCCAGAGGCCCUCAGAAAGCGGGAAGCCCUGUAUGAAGAGAGCUGGUGAUUCUCCUGCACCGUCAAACCUCAGAAAAGCAAAGAGAGGCUUUCUCUGGCUGGGUUCACCAAAUAUUUUAUCACAAAUAUAGGACCUGAACUCGAGUUCUACCAGAAACCCGUGUCCCAAGAAGAUCCUUGGAAGGGUUAAACUGACCAAGGCUCCUCCCGCAAAGACAGCCCUAAGGGCCUGUGACACAGUUCAGCUGUGACAAAACCCUGCCACCCACCUUCCUGCCCCCAACACUAACUGAACUUGGGCCUCUGGUCUUUGUGAGUCCACAGGGUUUCCAGAAUGCCCUGGUGGGUUCCAGAAGCAGCCAGGGCUGUAGCAGACCCUUCAGACACAUGACGGGCAUGCAGGAAGGAAGCCGACUGACAGCAGAAGCGAGUGCCAGUCAGCCAUCUGCAUUUGGAGGCAGACGGGAUGGGCUCACCUACGGUCAGUGCAAGGCCGUCUUCUGUAGAUGUCGAGCCUGGAACAUCUCCUGAUUUUCGACAUGUGAGCCAUGCAAGAGGGCAGUGUGAGGAGUUCAUGGCUGUUAUCAUCAAUACCCCUACCUGCCUAGAUCUAGCAGGUAUGGCCAAGAAAUAAGAGAAUCAGCAGGCCGGAUGUCACUCCGCCCCACUUCCAGGCUUCCCAGAAGGUGGGCCUGGAGUCAGGAGGCAAGACUGAGCUGAGACACGGCUGGUCUCAUACAUCUUUGCCGGGCCUUUUCACUCCCCCUCCUGCCUCACGAUGUUUUUUCUCUCUCUCCUUCUCGGGGGGAUGGCCACAACUACAGUCUACAUAUUUAUUCAGCAUUUUUAAUAAACCCAUUUCAUCUUUA